UUACUUGUCUACACUAAACGGCCUUUUUUAAUCGGUUAAUUUGAACACAAAAUUUUUCAUGUAAAUUAUAAUAUUAAUUUUAAUAAUGGCAAAUAAUGGUGAUAAUAUCUUAAAACCUAGAGUUUUAAUCUUAGGAGGCUGUGGUUUUAUUGGUAGAAAUUUAGUAUCGUAUUUAGUAUCAAAUAAAUUAGUUAGUUUUGUACGAAUUGUGGAUAAAGUUCCACCACAAGUCGCUUGGUUAAAUUCUGAACACGAAGCUAUUUUCAAUUGUUCAAGUGUAGAAUUCCGUAGUGCAAAUCUUAUUAAUUCUGUGAGCUGUGAAUAUGCAUUUAAUUGCGAAAAUGGAGAAUGUUGGGAUUUUGUUGUGAAUUGUGCCGGCGAAACCAAAUCUAAUCAAACAGAUCCUGUAUAUCGUGAAGGUAUUUUAAAAUUAAGCGUAAAUGUGGCUGCACAAGCUGCGAAAUACAAGGUCAAGCAUUAUGUUGAAUUAUCAGUGGGGAAUAUGUGCUCAUCAAGCUCUACACCCCAUAAAGAAGAUGGACAUAUUGAGCCUUGGACAAUUAUUGCAAAAUAUAAACAUCAAGUAGAAUUAGAGUUAAAGAACAUACCCGGUUUAAACUACACUGUUCUACGACCAGCUGUUGUUUAUGGUAUCGGAGAUAGAUCUGGACUAGCUCCCCGGAUAUUAAUCGGAGCUAUUUACAAACAUUUGGGUGAAACAAUGAAAUUAUUAUGGUCUGAAAGUUUAAAAUUAAAUACUGUACAUGUGAUAGAUGUAUGCCGUGCAAUUUGGCAUGUUUGUAAUCGUGAUGAUACUUUGAAUAAGAUUUAUAAUGUUGUUGACGCUGGUAAUAGUACUCAAGGUUCUAUUACCGCAAUUGUUGCUGAUAUUUUUAAUAUAGAAUAUAAUUAUUUAGGAUCAAUUAUGUCCACAAUUGCAAAAACUGACAUGGCUACUGUUGUGGAUGAAGUUAAUGAUAAGCAUUUAAUACCUUGGGCAGAAGCUUGUAAACAAGAUGGUGUUGAUAAUACACCAUUGACUCCUUAUAUGAGUGAAGAGUUAUUAUUUGAUCGACAUUUAAAUCUUGAUGGCUCAGCCUUAGCAGCUACUGGUUUUAAAUUAAGUAUUCCUGAAUUACGAAAAGAAUAUAUUCAAGAGAUUAUUGACGACUAUAUUAAAAUGAAGGUAUUUCCACAAUCUUUGGUUGCUUGAUGGAAAAAUUAAACAAAAUUCACUUCAAAAUAAAAUGCUUCCAUGGCCUUACUAAAAUUUUUGAAAAUUAUUGUACUUAAGAAAUAGUACUUAUGGUCAAUUAGUUAACUAUUUUGUAAAUAAACUAGUUUGUUUAUGCUUUUUUUAGAAAGUUGGUUUUGAAUCUACUUUUAUAUGACUGAUAUCUUCUAUUGUACAUGCCUUUACCGGUAUGCUUGGAAAUUACAUUCCUAAAUAUUUUACCUAGUCUUUAAUUUUAAAAAAUUUAUCAUAUUUUCACCAUCAAGUUCUUGUUACUGUAGCUUUACAAAGCGAAGCCAGUGAAAUCGAAAAAGUAUUAUUCGAGAUGUGAUGAUCACUUAUAUUUUGUUGCCAUAGACAAUAAUAUAAAAUACUUCAAUUACCAAAAAAGUGAUUUAAAAAGGAAUUGAAAAUAAUUUUGUAGGAGUUUAUAUUAUAAUAUGCAUUUAAAAUUUCUAAAAUUUUAUCCCUACAAGCAGAUGACGCGUCGUGCACAUGAUCAAAAUAUGGUUAACUCGAUUCAUAUUUUUUUAAAUCAAUGAUGCGUUUAGAAACGCUUUUGAACGCUCCGUAAAUUAUGGAUCAGAACACGUUAAAAUUAGCUUUAGUAGUUUGAAAUGACUAAAUAUAUUAUCGACCAAACGCUGCCAAUAUUAAAAUAAAUAUGUCAAAAAUUGACCAUGAUUCUCUAAAUGAACACGCGUCAUCCUAAAAUAUAUUUUCUCAUUUAUUAUUCAUAAGAGACUAUAAAAUACGUCACGCAAACAGGGGGGUGGAGUAUUGCUUAACCUGGCAUGGGAAGGGGAUACUUCAAGGACGUUAGCAGUUUGUUGCCAAUUUCAUUUUAAUUUUGGUCUUAAAUUGUACGUUUUUUGAAUUUUUUUAAAUUUUAAUAGAGGUUCUUGAAAUUGUAACGUUAUAUUUGCAAAAGGGUUGCAGAAAAUGAGACGCAGCGUGAUAAGGGUAGAGGCAAGGAUUACAGAAGUGAUAUUUUGUGUGACGUAUUUUAUGAAUAACCCCUAAAAUAUAUACUUGGUUAAUCGUAAUAUUUGUUCUCAUUAACUUAAAUAUAGUUGUAAAGGUCAUAAAAAGAUGCUAGGUGCUCAUGAACGUACUUUUAUAGGUCUUAAAAUAAAAUGAUAGUAUAUAAAAAUAUUAAAUUUACAAAAAUUACAGUAGUUUUCCCUUCAAUUUAUAGGUUGUGGCACGCUAUCAAUUUUCAACCAUAAUAGUUGGUGACCAACCCAAUUUUUCAUAAUAUUUUCAAUUUAUCUAUGCUUGGAAUAAAUAAUACAGUCAAAUAUGUGAGAUUGAAAAAAUAAGUAUUCUUAUUUAAAAAAAUAUUUUAAUCAAUUUCUAGAUUUCAAAAAGCGCAGAUCUAUUUCGCAUACUAGAUCGAGUCUCUUAGAUCUAGUAUGCGAAACUAUGCACCACAUUAAUAUCUUCUCUGUCUCCAAUUAUCAGUUGUUUGAUGAUGCUAUCUAUAUUUUAAAAACACAGUGUGUCGUUGGUAUAAAAAAAAGAAUAAUUGUAAAAACACAUUCCAUAUUUUAAUAAUGCAUUUUUGGGUAAACCUUAACUUUUUUAUGAGAUUUUUGUGCAUUUGUUAGACGCAAAUAAGCCAGAUGGUUGUUAGACUGCCAACUCUCCGGGUUUUCUCCGAAUUAGAAAAAAAAGUGAAAGGCGGAGAAUGUUAAAAAAUUUUUUCUGAAAA
Molecule: messenger RNA, 2948 nt
Organism: Chrysoperla carnea
Lineage: Eukaryota; Metazoa; Arthropoda; Insecta; Neuroptera; Chrysopidae
Exons: 7
Coding region: 86-1213 (375 amino acids)
Source: RefSeq, a predicted model, not a curated record